Messenger RNA from Zingiber officinale, 1263 nucleotides. Its product is annotated as E3 ubiquitin-protein ligase ATL4-like. NCBI's taxonomy places the organism in Eukaryota, Viridiplantae, Streptophyta, Magnoliopsida, Zingiberales, Zingiberaceae. The transcript has a single exon. The record is from RefSeq and is a predicted model, not a curated record. The coding region runs from base 78 to 1025 and encodes 315 amino acids.
CGGCACAUUUAUUGCACCCACGCCUACUUAUGAUUCAUUUGCGUUAAUACCCAUCGAAUCAUUCCUUGGCCUUCGCCAUGAACGACGACUUGCUUCGGCCGCCGCCGCCGCCAAUCCUGAAACACCCGCCGUUGGCGGUUGACCCCAAACAGUUCCCUCCGCCCGUCCCCUCCUCGUCGUCUUCGAUAUCCUUGGGCUGGACCCUUCUUAUAAUCUCCGCCAUCGUCGGCUUCAGCUUCCUCGCUUGCUUCUUCAUUCGCCUCGUCCUCCGCCUCCGCCGCUCCUAUUCAGCCGUCGCCUCCGAUUCGUUCCUCGAUCCGAACGAACCAUCUGGCCCUGCCGCGGCUGACGACAGUGCCCGCCCUUCAGAGAAGAAGUUGAACUCGGUUCUAAUCGACUCCCUCCCCCUCUACAGCCUCGGCUCCGCUCUCUCGGCCCUCUCCAAAUCCUCUCCGGAUUGCGCCGUCUGCCUCCGCUCCUUCCGGCCAGGUGAGGAUCUCCGUCUCCUCCCCGCCUGCUUCCACUCUUUCCACGCCGGAUGCGUCGACACGUGGAUCCAGAACUCACCGUCCUGUCCUCUCUGCCGCGCCCCCGUCACUCUCCCGCAGCCGCCGUUAUCUGCGGCGCCGCCGCCUCCCGUCAAGAUGACUAGCAGCGGCGUCCAAGCGAGAAGCUUUCCGGAAGGCGAAUCGAGGAAUAUCUCUCUUCCCUCUCCCCUGGCUUCUCCUCCGAGCCGCCUCUUGUAUUCCAUCGGCAACGACCCAAUGGAGGAGGAUAUCGAGGAGGCACUAGUGCGAAUCAGCUCAUCCAGGAUGUCUUCGCCGGGUGAUGAGGUCGCGGCGGCGACGGCCGGUGGGGAACCAACGAGGUGGCUAAGGGAUUGUACCGACCGACAGCUCUCGUCCCGGUCUUCUUCGUUCCCAUCUGCUGCGUCGUCGUUCGAAUACUCCGGCAGGUGGGCCGUCAACCAGGAAGACUUUGGCGGCAGUUGGGCCAUUCACCAAGAAGACUUUAGUGGUCCGUAGGGGUAUAAUCGUCAAUUACCCAAAGCACGAUUCAGAAGAUUCCUUAAUCAUGAUGCCCUUGCGGUUAUCUUCCUGCAUAAAACAUCGUUAUAAAUUGGACGGCCGAGAUCUAAGAAAAGGUUGCCAGAUCUCCGUUGUUUUCUUCAUUUUCCUUUUUUUUUAAAGAAAAUAUAUUAUUUAGCUCAAAAAAAAAACCUUGUUAAAGUUUUUAUGACGGAAAAUAAAAAGACUGCUCUUU